AUGGCCGGAGGGGCCGGCGGCGGCAGGGCGGCGGAGAUAACGCUGGAGCGCACGCCGACAUGGAUCGUGGCGUCCGUGUGCUCCAUCAUCGUCCUCAUCUCCCUGCUCUUCGAGCGCCUGCUCCACCGCCUCGGCAAGAGGCUAACAAAGGGCCGCCGGAAGCCGCUGUACGAGGCCCUGCUCAAGGUCAAAGAAGAGCUGAUGCUGCUGGGCUUCAUCUCCCUGCUGCUCACCGUGUUCCAGGGCGCCACGCAGAAGAUAUGCGUCCGGGAGAGCCUGAUGCACCACCUCCUGCCGUGUCCGCGCGCCGGCGCCCGUGCCGCCAAGGCUGCGCAGCACUACCAAAUGAUCAGACAUGUGGAGGAAUUCAAAUUUAUCAAAAAUCACUUCAGAGGUCAUGGAAAACGAUGGGAAAUAUUCGGUUGGCUGCGUUCUUUUUUCAAACAAUUUUAUGGGUCAGUCACCGAGGAGGACUACACAACCCUGCUACUUGGCUUUGUCAUGAAACACAGCAAGGGGCAUCCAAAAUUUAACUUUUACAGUUAUAUGAAUAGAGCACUAGAAGGGGAUUUCAAGAAAGUUGUUGGCAUAAGCUGGUACCUUUGGGCUAUGUUGAUGAUAUUCCUGCUACUGAAUGUUCAUGGAUGGUAUGUCUACAUUUGGAUAUCGGUUGCACCAUUCGUUUUGCUACUUGUGGUCGGAAGUAAGCUGGAGCAUAUUAUCACGGAGCUAGCUAUUGACGUUGCCCAGAAGAAUACUGCAAUAGAAGGGGAGCUAGUUGUAGCUCUUUCAGAUGAAUUCUUUUGGCUCCAUCGGCCUAAACUAGUCCUUCUAUUGAUCCGUAUCAUCUUGUUCCAAAAUGCAUUUGAGAUUGCAUUUUUCUUCUGGCUGCUGGUAACAUAUGGAUUUAAAUCAUGUAUUAUUGGAAAACCAGCAUAUGUUAUUGCUCGUCUGGUGAUAAGUGUCAUCAGCCAACUCCUAUGUGGAUACAACACCCUCCCUCUAUAUGCUCUCAUAUCUCAAAUGGGAGGUUCGUUUAAGAAAGCCAUGUUCGAUGAAAGUAUAUCUGAAGGCCUCACCAAUUGGGCUCAAAAGGCUAGGAAGCGUAAUAGAAUGACAACACCAAGUGUUGGUGACAAUUCACCCGUUGGUGAGGGAAUUCAAAUGACAAAUGACUGCUAG
Triticum aestivum (bread wheat) is the source of this 1182-nucleotide messenger RNA. RefSeq names its product MLO-like protein 1. NCBI's taxonomy places the organism in Eukaryota, Viridiplantae, Streptophyta, Magnoliopsida, Poales, Poaceae. Gene Ontology annotation, biological process: defense response. Bases 1 to 1182 code for a protein of 393 amino acids. Gene Ontology annotation, cellular component: membrane. The record is from RefSeq and is a predicted model, not a curated record. The transcript is spliced from 12 exons.